GGCUUCUUUGCACCACCCAUCUCCUCCUUUAAUUUCUUUCUAGCUUGCUCCCAUUUCUUGGUCUUCUUCUAGGUCUAGCCGUCUAGCAGUCCAGCUACCAAGGGGCCGGGACCCGGGAUCCAUGAGUGCAAGCAACUCCGGGUCCGGGGACAGCAUAGAAUGGGGAAGGGGAAGAUCAUCUGGCUCCAGGAAGGGCAGGAGAGGCGGCAACAGCAGCUCUGACAAGCCGAGGCAGCCGCAGCGAGGGCUCGGCGUAGCCCAGCUGGAGAAGAUCAGGAUACAAAGUGAGAUGGCCGAGUACUUGCACCACCCGCUUGGCCAACCGCCUCCGAUCCAAAGAACUGGUAGCUUCAACUUGGAAGAACCGCGGUUCUCUCACUCGCUGCCGUCGUCUCCUUCCUUCCCCAUCCAUGCUAACAUCGGUGUUUCAUCUUCGUACCCAACUCAUCAUCCAAAUCUUACGAUGGCCUAUGGAGAGAGAUCAGGAGACAUAAGAUAUGGUGCAUUUCAAACUAAUCCCAUCAUCAGGCCACCCAAUUACCAUGGCGCCAUGUAUGGUUCAGAAGCACAUUAUUCCCAUCCAAACAACGUCACAUUGCCGCUCUUCGAACCUGAGGAAUCCGUUUGCUUGAAUAGACCGCCAUACGAUCUAAAUCAAACAGUGGACUCGCCAAACUUAGAUGACCAAGAGGUAGACCUUGAGCUCAAGCUAUGAUCGAAAAUAUGCUGGCACGCCCUCUACGUACCUCAGUCAAGCUAUACGCCUGAUUAUAUUAUUUGUGCCACAAGAACUAGAGUGCUUGCAGUCUUGUGUGUAAUGCAUGCAUGGGAUCAUAUAUAAGAAAAAGAAUAUGCACGUGCGCAAUUCUUUGAGUCACUGCACCGUAUGACCGAUGUGUAACUGAGUUACUGAAACAAUGGACAGCCAGCAUAGCUGGAUUUGGUGAUGCUGGCUAGCUAGUUAAUUUGUACAGUUGUGUAAACAUUGGCAGCAUAGAAUUAGUAGUAGUUUUCUCACA
Messenger RNA from Panicum virgatum (switchgrass), 1019 nucleotides. RefSeq names its product protein SPEAR3-like. The transcript is spliced from 5 exons. NCBI's taxonomy places the organism in Eukaryota, Viridiplantae, Streptophyta, Magnoliopsida, Poales, Poaceae. Gene Ontology annotation, molecular function: DNA-binding transcription factor activity. Bases 122 to 715 code for a protein of 197 amino acids. The record is from RefSeq and is a predicted model, not a curated record.